Diospyros lotus (date-plum) is the source of this 3440-nucleotide messenger RNA. RefSeq names its product nonsense-mediated mRNA decay factor SMG7-like. The record is from RefSeq and is a predicted model, not a curated record. The transcript is spliced from 6 exons. Gene Ontology annotation, molecular function: protein binding; telomerase RNA binding; telomeric repeat DNA binding. Bases 223 to 3258 code for a protein of 1011 amino acids. Gene Ontology annotation, biological process: nuclear-transcribed mRNA catabolic process, nonsense-mediated decay. NCBI's taxonomy places the organism in Eukaryota, Viridiplantae, Streptophyta, Magnoliopsida, Ericales, Ebenaceae. Gene Ontology annotation, cellular component: telomerase holoenzyme complex.
GUGUUUUCCCUCGCUCCAACUUCAUUACCCAGCAUGUGUAUACUUGAUCUUGGCCACUUGGGGGCGCUGUCUUGAGCCUUCAAAAGUCUGAACUUGCACUUCAUUUGAUGGGUCUUUCUUGCUGAUUCUUAACACCCCCCCCCCCGGAUUGGUUCUUCAGUUUCUGCAGUUAACAAGAGCUAGAAGAUUACUCGCGGUUGAAGAAAUUUGUUCCUUUUCGUCAUGAAUCUUGAUUCAUCUGUUUCCCUCAAAGAUCGGAAGGGAAGGAAGAGCCCUUUCUUUGAGGUCACUAGUACAGAAAAACAGUUGUGGGGGCUGAUCCAUUCGAAAGGUAUAUUGCACACAGAAGUCCAUGACUUGUAUCGCAAAACGCGUUCAGGUUAUGAGAAGAUCAUUCUAAACAAUCACAAAGAGGUGGAACUUCAGGAUGUUGAAUGUUCCCUGUGGAUGCUGCAUUACAUGCAUAUUGAUGAAUUUCGUAAGAGAAUUGUGCAAACUUCUGCAAGUUCUGAUCAGAGUUUGAAGUCAGGAACUUGGCGAAAUGCUACUAAUUCAUGGAGCAGCAUUGAGAGCCACAAGGAGCAAUUCAAAUCAUUUCUGUUGGAAGCAAUUCAGUUUUACCAAGAUUUGAUUGCAAAACUAAGACGACGUUAUGGACUACCUGAAGAUCCUUUGGCAUAUGAAAAGGAUGGCAUCUCAUGUGAUAUUGACUCUACAAAAUUUCAUCUGUGUCAAUAUUCAUGCCAUCGCCUUCUGGUUUGUCUCGGUGACCUAGCAAGAUACAGGGAACUGUGUAAGAAGCUUGAUUUUCAGAAACCAGACUGGUCUGUUGCAGCAACCUACUAUUUUAAAGCAGCAUUGGUUUGGCCAGAUAGUGGGAACCCCCAAAAUCAGUUGGCACUGUUGGCAACAUAUGUUGGCGAUGAUUUCCUUGCAUUGUACCACUGUAUAAGAAGCUUAGCCGUUAAAGAACCUUUUCCUGAUGCCUGGAACAACCUUAUUUUGCUCUUUGACAAGAACAGGUCAUCUCAAUUGGAUUCACUUUCUAAGGAGGCCCAGUUCGAUUACCUAAAUCCAUACGAAAGAAGUAUCAUAAUGAAAGAAUCAAAAUGUGAUACAAGGCUAGCCAGUGAUCUGUGGCCUCUUUUUGUUAGAGUGAUAAGCUUCUUUUUCAUUGAAUCCAGCUUGGAGGAAUUUCCUUACACUUUUGGAUCCACUGUGAGAGAGUUGGACUCUCUGUUGGCUCUAGAUGACGAUCAACUAAAAGCCACUCUGGAGUCUUACCAAUAUAUGGAUUCAGCCAGAACAGGCCCUUACCGAGCCCUUCAAAUUGUCUCAGUACUCAUAUUUGUCAUCAACAGCCGAGUUGAAAACUUGGGGAACGAAUCAGAUGAGAACAAGGUGCAGCAGCCUAUGUUGAUGCAAUUUCUGUUGACUACCACAUUCAUUUGCCUGGGCCGCCUUGCUGAGAGAUGUCUGGAUAGUAUUCCUGUGGAACUUAGUCCCCUUCUGCCUGCGGUGCUCAUGUUUGUUGAGUGGUUGGUUGGCGUGUUUGGUAAAGUAGAACCAUAUGGUGCUUGUCAAGAAGUUAAAAGGUCCGUGUCUUAUUUUCUUGAUGCUUUUGUUGACCUUGUGAACCAGCUUGAUAAGAAUGAGGGUGAAUUCAACAAUGGAGAUCACAUUGCUCUUUGGGAAGAUUAUGAACUAAGGGGCUUUGAACCCCUAGCUCUCGCGCAUGAGCCCUUGGACUUUACAGCUCAUUCAAAACUCCCAUGCUACUUGGUUAAUGUCAAUGUAUGCCGUGCUCAUCGCAUCUUUCAGGCUGCCAUGAAAAUUUCAGACAGAUCAGAUGGUUCCCAGAAGUGGAUUUGCUAUGAUAAGUUGGGAAGAAAGUUUUACACAACAGAAUCAAAAUCAGUUCCGGAACACAUAGAAAAAUUAGUAGCCCAGUCCAGUUCAGAUACUGCGAUUAAGGAACUCCAUCAGCGCAGGGAAGCAGAACUAGCCGAUUCCAGUUCAGACCAUGAGGUAAACGAUCCCAAACAGUACAAAUGUGGAGCCACUGAAAAAGAUGCCAUUGGAGGGAAUGAAUGUCACCCUUUUGAAAAUGGAAAACCUGUCGCCACGGAAGAUGAAGAAGUCAUUCUCUUUAAGCCUAUUACUAGAUAUAACUCAACACCCCUCUUUCCUUCUACGAGAAAUGAUGCAAUCUCUAUGGAAGGUUCGAAGGAUCAAACAGCGCCUUUUGAUGAAUGUUUGUGCCACGCAACAUCUCUUUCUGCAGAAAGAAACGAGGCCCCAUUCGAGCCUUUGAGUUACUGUUCUGAUGCGAGAGACCUCAGGAACAACAAACUAUCCAAGCAGCAGGAGCCCCUAUCGAAAGAUUCUGCUACGUCAUACCAUACUGGGCCGCCAUCACUCAGUGCUUGGGUACUAAACAGAGAGAUUUCGAACAAUGAGAAGGAUAAGGGAACAAGGGACUUUUGGAAACCGGGCUUAAACCCCAUCGAUGAAAUAGAUUCUGCUUCCUUGAGUCGCCUCCUCCUCAGUGAAGCAGAGGAUUCUGCAUCCAAUACCAGCCAUGUUUCUGCCACCACACCUUACUCUCCUCCUCCCUAUUCUGCUCCGGUGCCAUCAGCCCCAUCACUGCCGGAUGAUCCCAUCUGGUUUGCCGACAAUUCUGCCAGUUUUCCUGACAGCAAGAGCUCAGGAAACACGAAAGAAACAGAUGGAAUUCUUGGGGCAUCGCCACUUAGCACCUGUACUAAGCGGUCUGCCAUUCCUGCUCCAGUGGGUCUUGUCUCAACCAUUCCAGGUCUUAUUGGCAGUUACAGGCCUGUUCUUGGAAUGAGCUCUUCAGAAUGGCUCCAUCACUACUACAAUCAAAACCUCGAACGAUCAGUGAGUCCGGCAUGGCCGGUCCACUUGUAUGCCCCUGGAUCCGUAGGAAACUUAUAUGCUCACGACACAUCCCGAUUCAAUCUUGGUGACCGUUGGGGAAAUCCUUCGAGUCCUAACCAGAUGGUGUACUUGGAAAGCCCUCAGCUGCAGCCAAAUUCUCCUCUCAUUUACAGUGCAGAUGAACAAAGAAGGGAGAAGCUUUUCCAUAACUACCAAAUGCCGAGCCCUUAUGGCUGUGGAGCCGUGACAGAGCUCAGAGCUGACCAGCCACCUAUCCUUCUUCAUUACCUUAAGGAGAAAGAAUGGCAGUUGCAGACACAGCCACAAGUCAGAGGCCCUACAUAUAUGGGUAGUUAAGUCCAUCACAAGCAUAUAUAUCCUGCAUUUUGUCUUUGGAACGGAUUGGAUUUUUUGUUGUAACAUGGCUGUUUGUUCAUGAAUCAGAGCAUUCAGCUGUACUUUGUGUGUAAAAUGUAUAUUUGAGUUCAAGGAAUAAACCUUCCAAAAGAGGAGACUCAAAAGAGUGUCCGACUCGUUCA